Messenger RNA from Sander lucioperca (pikeperch), 1991 nucleotides. RefSeq names its product F-box only protein 6-like. The record is from RefSeq and is a predicted model, not a curated record. The transcript is spliced from 6 exons. Gene Ontology annotation, biological process: glycoprotein catabolic process; SCF-dependent proteasomal ubiquitin-dependent protein catabolic process. Gene Ontology annotation, molecular function: protein binding; ubiquitin protein ligase activity. Lineage: Eukaryota; Metazoa; Chordata; Actinopteri; Perciformes; Percidae. Gene Ontology annotation, cellular component: cytoplasm; SCF ubiquitin ligase complex. Bases 333 to 1175 code for a protein of 280 amino acids.
GGGAAGGUAUGAGACAUGGCUGUGUAUGCGUUUCAAAAGUCUAGCUAUGGUAUGAAGACGUAUAACGUUAACCGAAAGUGAUUGCCAUUUCAGAAGAAUCGGUAGUCAUGUGUUAGAUUUAGGGUUACAGGAAACAUUGUAGCUGCGUUUACCUCACUUUAUAUAUCAAGUGUCUUUACCUCGAACUGCCCUUCCGUGUUGUGUGUUACCGGAGAUAAAUAACUGCGGCGAUCAUAAAGGGUGACAUCGUAACUAACGUAUAACCACUACGAUUGAACAUUUGUCUGUAAAAAAAAAAAAAAAAAAAGUCAGUAGCCUGGGUUUAUCCCGGCAUGAAGAGGAAAGCUAAAACUAUGGGUGCAGCACACAGCUCUGGUUCAGCCUCAAGUCGCAAUGUGUCUUCAACUGCAGGACCGUCGGCCUCGCAUUCACAGGGACAUCUGUUCUCUGUUCCUCUGGAGAUCCUGGAGGAGAUUUUCCUGAAUCUUCCUCCCCAUCAGGUGGUUAGGAAUUGUCGGUUAGUGUGCCAUCAGUGGAAAGAAGUGGCUGACAGUGAAUCUCUGUGGAGAGAGAGAUGUAGAAGAGAAGGAUAUUGCCCCCACGAUGCUUCCAAAAUGCCCAAAGACUGGAGGUUGUUUCUCUUCUUGUGCAGGAAGAGAAGAAAUCUUCUCAAGAAUCCAAGAGGAGAAGAUGAAAUGAAGAACUGGCAAAUACUAGAGAACGGUGGUGAUAAAUGGCAAGCAGAAGGAAUUCAUGUACCACAUCCAAAUGAGACGGUCCAGAAAAACUUUGUGACCUCUUACGGAAUGUGCAGGAAGUCGCAGCUGAUUAAUUUGGAGGCAGAAGGUUAUAACCCAUCGUUCAUGGAUCUCUUCCAACCAGACAUCAAAAUAUCUGAUUGGUAUGCACCACGAUGGGAUUGUGGCAGUGAAUAUGAGAUCUGUGUGGAGUUGCUGAAUCAAAGAAAAAAGCCUAUCCAGAAGUUUGCACCUGAGACUGUUUACUUUGAGCAGUGGAACGAUCAGAAAUGGAAUCAGAUGACCUAUGUAUUCCAGAACUAUGGACCAGGAGUGAGAUACAUCCGUUUUAUCCACGGAGGCAAGGACACACAGUUCUGGGCAGGAUGGUAUGGAAUUCAUGUUACCGACAGCUGUGUUGAGAUAUGUCACAUAUAGCUCUAAGGGAUUCAUGUAAUGCUUGCUUCCUGCCUUUGCCUAAAAUUGCGAAAUUGCACCUUCUUCCACCCGCUUUUUCCCCCUUAUACAACGUGCAGUCAUUUUACAUGUUGAAGGAACGUGUCUAUGGGUAAAAGACUAUGAAUACACAUUUGUGGGUAUUCAUAGUGCUGUAGAGCAGAACUAAAGAUGUGUAACAUUUGUCCUAACACAAGUGGAGUUGAAAAUGUAAAAAAAAGUCUCUUCUAAAUUAUGCACAUCUUAGUUAAAAAAUAAAAUCACUCCAAGAGACCAUUUGAAAUAGUUAACAAAUAUAACUUAAACGCAAAUAUUAUCAUUAUUACCUUUCAUGGCAUGUGGAUAAUACUUUCUAAAAUGAGGUUCAUGUGUAAUUAUCAUAACAAAUGGGAAUCCACUCAUCCCAAAGAGCCUCAUAGACAUCUCUCUCUGCAGUGAGGUUUUGAGUUAUUUCAGUAUCAAAGAGUCCUUAUGGUCCCUGACAACGUAGUGCACUUUGUUACUUUGAAAACAGCCAUAUUACAAUCAGUUUCAGGUUUACAUAACAGUAUGUCGUCUUCAAUUAUUCAACAUUCUUCAUAUUGAAUGUAAAACAUACACUGGGUCUAAAUUAAACUGUUUUUCUGUGAAGUGUCUUUGUAUGCCAACUAGUCAUGGAAAAUGCUAGGACAAGAUGCCAUAUGAAGUAUCAUGGCAGCUUUGCAGAACAGAAUUAACUUUCUGGCUCUGAUGUUUACGUGAUAACACAUGAAGUUGUAUGAAGGCAUUAGUGGGUGCAGAAUGACUGCUGCAAUGCAA